Molecule: messenger RNA, 1371 nt
Organism: Rhea pennata
Lineage: Eukaryota; Metazoa; Chordata; Aves; Rheiformes; Rheidae
Gene: BLOC1S4
Product: biogenesis of lysosomal organelles complex 1 subunit 4
Exons: 5
Coding region: 36-638 (200 amino acids)
Cellular component (GO): BLOC-1 complex
Source: RefSeq, a predicted model, not a curated record
CGCUGGCUGGUCGGCGCCGGCCCGCGCGCAGCGCUAUGGCGGCGGCGGGGGCGGCGGGCGCCUGCCCCGGCGGCGACAGCGGCAACGUCUCCCAGAGCCACAGCAACGCCUCGGCGCUCGGGGAGCAGGAGGGCGAGGAGGGCGACGCCUCGGAGGCGUCGCUCAGCGCCGCCGCCGCCGCCUAUUCCGCCUAUCUGCUGCCGGACCGGGCCGUCUUCUGCGCGCAGAUAGAAAGCUUAGAGAAGAGUCUAGAAGACUUGCUGACCAGAGUAGAUGAAUUUGUGGGAAUGUUAGACAUGAUUCGAAGCGAUUCCUCUCAAGUUGUCAAUGAAAGUAUACCUCAAAUCUACACAAAAGCUGCAGAAAUGAGACAUAUAUACAGGAAGAUUGACAAAUUAGAGGCUUUUGUGAAGAUGAUCGGGAACUAUGUGGCUGGAAUGGAAGAACGGGUCAUAAAGGCAGAAACAGAUCUUGGAACUUUUCCAAAUACAUUCAAGAAAAUCUUGCACACAAUCAGCGUAUCAUCCUUCCUUAAUAAAUCAUCUUCAUCACGACAGCAACAAACCCUCUAUGAACCUCCAAUCCUCUUCAAGACCGAAGACUAUUUUCCUUGUCUAAAUGAAGUACCUUAUUCAUGAUUUUUGUUUUGGGGCUGAUAUGAAACAACCAGAAGAGAGAAAGCCAAGUGAACAAAUAGCUGAAUAUCUGAGUGUUACUAAUGGCAUAUUGCCAUUCUGAUUGUCAUUGUCUUCCUUCGAGGCAGUAUUUUCAAAUCAUCCUUUUGUACCUUAUUUCAAGUCUUCCUAACAUACAGUGCAGGUUUGCAGAAUAUAGUGAGGAAGGAAUUUAAGAAUACUUCUGCAUUAGGUUUUUCUUUUUUUUUUAAUAGGGAAAUAAUAGGAAACAUUUUUUAUAUAAAAAAAUCUUUUAACACUUAAAUUUCUGUGCUGCUGCAAGUGUAAAUAGCUAUACCACAAGGGUGUAUGUGGAGGGUUUUUAUUUUAUUUUUUUUUAUGUAUUCAGUUGAAGUAAGAUUAAGAGAAAACCUAUGCAUAAAAUCACUUGCAGCAAGUUUUGAAACUUGCCCCCCUGCAGUUUAUAUAGAGGACUGUACUGCAUUAGAAAAUAUAGGUGUAAUUGUUCUGCUGUUUGCUGAACUGAGAAGUCCAGCAAGCGAAGCUCAGAGAAUGGAGCUGUGGCUGCUGUAGAACUUCCAGCAUAAUUAGCUGAACUUCACAGGUCUCUCUAGUGUAAAAUUGAAACUUUUACUUCUGUAAAUACAUGACAAAAUUAUAUAUCUAUGAUUACCAAAGCUCUUGUAAUUUAACAAAUGUAAUUAAAGCUACGAACUUUGUGUGGAGUGUUUCUAAA